GAGCCGUGCGGACGCAAAUUUUCUCCGUCGAUCACAACACCAGCAACCUGCGCCUGGUAGUCCACCGCAACUGCAGCAGUAGUAGACUACCUGAUUGAUCGGUGUCUUCAAAGCCAUCGAUCGGCGAGUGUAAACGGUAAUAGUCUCCGAACGGUUAGUGGCGGUUUCCAGCAGGCUAGGGCACGCGCGAUGCGGUGUAAUCGUGACUGUUAGCGUGAAUUAUUGGUGGAUCGUUUCUAGUUUGUAUUUGGGAAAGGUAGAGCAAUAGUUUCGGGCUUCUAAGUCUACGUCUGCCCUGCGCCUGCGUUUUUGGAAACACGAAACUUCCCCACACGCAGCAACCCGCAACGGCCCUGCUAGGAUGGAUCUUCGAGCAAGCGCAGAGUCGGGCCACAACAACGAGCUGACGAUGACGGAGGAGCGCAAGAUCACGUCCACCCCGGUGAUGGAAUUUUAUCGCGACAAGUGUGUACUGAUCACCGGAGGUACCGGCUUUAUCGGGCGCUUGCUGAUCGAGAAGCUGCUUAGAAUAAACGUCAGACAGAUUAUUCUACUUUCCCGACCGAAGAAGGGCAAAACGACGCAGCAGCGUUGCGACGAUCUGUUCAGCAGCAUCGUCUUUAUGAACCUGAAGAAAGACUGCCCUACGUUCAUCGAGCGUGUCAAGCUGGUCGAUGCGGAUCUGCAGCACCCGUCCCUCGGCCUCUCGGACGAAUCGAUCGAGUACAUCGUGAACAAUGCGCAGAUAGUGCUGCACGCCGCCUCGGACGUCCGCUUCGACCAGGCGCUCAAGAAAGCGAUCGAGGUGAACGUGCGCGGCACGCGCGAUCUGCUGCGCAUCGCGGAGAAGAUCGUCAAUCUGGAGCUGUUCGUGUACAUCUCGACCGCGUACUCGAACUGCCCCCAGGGACUGAUCAAGGAGCAGUUCUACACGCCACCGUCCGAGCCGGAAAAGAUGAUCCAGCUGGUCGAGGCGAUGGACGAGCGGUUCGAGGAGCACAUGAACAAAACGGUGAACGAUUUCAUUCACCCCUGGCCGAACACGUACGUCUACACGAAGGCACUCACCGAGGACGUGGUGCGGCAGUACGGCGAGCUGCUUCCGAUCGCCGUCGUUCGACCAUCGAUUGUGAUUGCUACUAACGAGGAACCGAUCGGUGGCUGGACCGACAACAUCUACGGGCUGAACGGUGUGAUUGCGGGCGUUGCGCUUGGCAUCAUUCGCAUCAUGCACGUGGACGACAACAACAAGGCGGACAUCAUACCGGCGGACAUAGUCGUGAAUACGGUGCUGGCCGCCGGCUGGCAAACCUACGUAGAACGGAAAGGCGAUCGACCGCUGCCGGAGGCCAAGUCGAACGGGGAGCUGAAGGGUGUGGCCAAACCGCGCACCAAAAUUUACAACUGUGUCACCGGAAACGACAAUCCCAUCUCGUACCAAAAGAUCUACAAGUACUCGAUCGAGGUGGGUAAACAUUGCCCGCCGAAGAAAUCGCUCUGGAUCGUGUGUCACAACACGACGACGAACAAGUAUUUGUAUGAGUUCUACAAAGUGAUCUACCAUCUGCUGCCUGCACUGUUGAUCGACACGUACCUGCGAGUGAUCAGACGCACACCGAGAGUUAUGGACCUUUAUCGAAAGGUGCACAAAUUCGCCACAGUCAUCGAAUACUUUGCCAACGGACGAUGGACAUUCGAGAAUGACAAUUUGAAAUCUCUGAGAGAAAAGCUGUCCCCAGACGAUCAGAUUAUGUUCCAGUGCAACAUUCAGAAGAUUGAGUGGGCCGACUACUUCUGGACGUACAUUCAUGGGUUGCGCAAGCACAUCGCCAACGAGCCGCUGGAGAACCUGGACGAGGCGAUCAAGCGCCACAAGCAGAUGCGGAUAGUGCACUACUUCAUACUGGCCGCUUACUACUCCAUCUGGGCGCUGCUCAUCUUCUACCUCUGCAAGGCGGUUGGGAUGUUAGUCUUCUAAAGCUAGUUGAUCGAUAGCAUCUCGUCGAUCAUCGUAGGACGUGAGUUUGUCUGCAGUUUGGUCCUCCCACAAACACGCGCUAUAGAAAAAUGGAAGCAAUUUUGCAGAUGGCUUCCUAUCGGGGAUGGGUCGGGAAAUUAUGAAAGGUAAAGAAAGCCAUUUUUUGCUGAUGCUUGUAUGCGUGUCAUACACUCCAUGUGUCUGUAUGUUGUACAAAUUCGAUGCGAAAGAUACGGCGCAUUUUGUUAGUGCUUGGGGUUUUGCUCUGCUUGAAGGCAGGGAUAUUCACUCAAGAUUCACGCUAGAAUGACGUAGUAGACAUCGAGUGUUACUACUCAAUGCUUUUUUCAUGUAAAUAGAAAAACAAACAACUGUUAGAAAGAUAAUAAAAUAAAGUACAUCUUACGGUAAAAGGAA
This is a messenger RNA of Anopheles gambiae (African malaria mosquito), 2395 nucleotides long. RefSeq names its product fatty acyl-CoA reductase wat. The transcript has 8 exons. Gene Ontology annotation, biological process: long-chain fatty-acyl-CoA metabolic process. The record is from RefSeq and is a predicted model, not a curated record. Lineage: Eukaryota; Metazoa; Arthropoda; Insecta; Diptera; Culicidae. The coding region runs from base 362 to 1978 and encodes 538 amino acids. Gene Ontology annotation, cellular component: peroxisome. Gene Ontology annotation, molecular function: alcohol-forming very long-chain fatty acyl-CoA reductase (NADP+) activity.